Molecule: messenger RNA, 2342 nt
Organism: Penaeus indicus
Lineage: Eukaryota; Metazoa; Arthropoda; Malacostraca; Decapoda; Penaeidae
Product: adenylyl cyclase 78C-like
Exons: 11
Coding region: 822-2342 (506 amino acids)
Biological process (GO): adenylate cyclase-activating G protein-coupled receptor signaling pathway; cAMP biosynthetic process
Cellular component (GO): plasma membrane
Molecular function (GO): adenylate cyclase activity
Source: RefSeq, a predicted model, not a curated record
ACCUGAGGAGAGGGGAGACGGUGGUGGAAGUGUAUGAUUUGGAGGAACAGGACCUCGAUGGGAAGAGCUCGGGGAGAGGCACUGCGUGGGAAGGGCUCUCCCUCUCCUUCUCGGACGUGGAGGACUUGCAGAUAAUAAAUCUAGACGAGAGGGGAGAGAGUGAUAAAGAGGAAGAAAAGUUCGGCAGGAAGAGGACCUCGAAUGGGGACGAGCGGAAGCCCAGGAAGAGGGUUCACAAGCCCUUCCUGCGAGAAAACACGCAGAUCGAAAUCCUCGACACGUCCUCGAACGUCUCGAGUAGCUUCUCAAAACCCGUGGACCAGGGACCAAGUUUGCCAGAUAGCAUAGAAAUAGAAGACCUCGGCAAAGGCCAAGAGGAAAAAGAGGGAGAGGACGAAGCCAGUGAAACGGUGAAAACUAGUGACGUGAAAAAGGCGAACAAAGACGCCCCGCAGGAGAAUAAAAGCACAAUCGUCGUAGAGGAUGACUCCGCCGCAAAGGCAGGCACAAACCCGAGUCCGGAGAUCCGGAUCCAAGGUAAUCCGACCAUUAGUCUCUCCCAAGAACCCGAGUUGCCCGACGCUGAAAAGGAGUCGACCCCUUCGAACAUUUCCCUCGCGCCGGCCCAAGAGCACGCUUCCCCCACAAAGAGGUUUGUCUCGAAAUCCUUCAGCGAUGGGACCAUCAUCACCGACCCUUCAAAACUGCGCUUGUUUCAGCCACUGGAUACUCGAGUGUCCCGGAGAGGCAUCCCCUCGAGGAUCGACAUCCAGGAGGACAUUCCCGAAGAUCCCGAGGAUGAGAGUCAAAGGGAAGCAAGGAUGCGGAUGAAGAUGGAACGUCUGGACUCCAGGACCCAGCUGAAGGACACUCUCGCCGUGCCUGGCGAGCGUCGUGCCAGCAGGAGCCUGGAGGGCCGUGUCCGAAUUUCCCGCAGAGGAUCUCUGGCCAGGGAGGAGCGGACGAUGUCCUCAAUGCCCUCGAGCCCUGAGGACGAGGAGGACACGCAGAGAGAGCCCAAGAUCCAGGGCAACGUCACGCCGGGGAAGGAGAAGCCAGGAGGUGAUAUGGACAGUCUCCAAGUCAUCACGACCCCGCUGUCCGGACGCCAUUCGCUCGGGGACCAUCGAGUGGUCGACCGAACGAGUUCAACGCGUGAGGCUGAUCCUAGUGGCUUAAUUUUCAAACGUGGACAUGUGUAUCAUGGAGUUUACUUCCCAACUCUUACAAACAGCUUUCGGGAUCAACAGCUCGAGGUGGCCUACCAGCGUUACUCUCACCGCCAGCGCCAGAAGUCACUCAUCAUGGUCAAUGGCGUUGAUCUCGUGCUUAAAGUGGUUCUUCUCAUUAUUUUCCUCGUGAACAGCACGGGGGACCCCAACGACCAUGCUGUGGCCAUUACCUAUUCGGUGAGCUGGAUGGUCGUGAACCUGAUCCUGUGCGUCCUGUCUUGGUGGAGAUGCUUUGCCAACAACUACCUCCACUGGGGAGCUCUUUGUACCUGGCUCGUUCUCAACAUUCAAGGCUGCAUAUCCCAAGUGCUGUGCAGCGGGACAGAAAAUUUCAUGUGGUAUUUGCUGUUUAUCGUCUUCGUCACAUACUCUAUGUUGCCGCUGCCUCUCCGCUGGGGUAUGUUGGCUGGGUCUCUCACAGCCCUCAUUCACCUUAUAAUCACUCUCAUUAUCAUACAAACGAGUUACAACAGCAACUGCGCCGGCCAGUGCAUUAUGGCUAACCUUACGUUGUACUUCGCCAUCAACUUCGCCGGCAUGUACACCAAGUACCUCACGGACCGGACACAGCGGAAGGCCUUUUUGGAGACGCGAAAAUCCAUGGAAAUGAGAUGCAGGACACAGAGGGAGAAUGAGAGACAGGAAAAGCUGCUGUUGUCGGUGCUACCCCGCUUCGUGGCGCUCGAGAUGAUCCGGGACAUCGCCAGAGAGGACGAGCGAGGCGAGUUCCAGCCCUCACAGUUCCACAAGAUCUACAUUCAUCGCUACGAGAACGUGUCCAUCCUCUUCGCCGAUAUCAAAGGAUUCACAGAGUUUGUGUACUUGGAACAGGAAGAGCCUGGGCUAAACCUACAUCUCAUCAAGCUGAAUUGCCUUACGUUAAUGUGGUCAGAGGGCAUCGUUUCUGACUUAGCUUAUCCUUCGUGGCAGUACACACUCUUACUGAGGGAAGUGGUGCUUGAAGAGAAAGAGGAUGGUCUACGCGCCAAUUUGCUCUAUAGUGUAUCAAUGUGCCCGAUGGGACACCCUCAUGGUCUGAGGACUUCAACAGUCCUGGCACUGACAGGGAUUGGAUACCGCUAUGCAUCUUCCCUAUGGCUCUGUUACUAG